AUGUGUCGAACAACGAAGGGUAAGCCGAACUCCAUUGGAGAAGACUCUACCGGAAUAAACUCGAAACCCGGCGGCGAAUGCAUCGGCGAUUGGAGAGAAGAAGCGAUCAACGGCGGUUCCCUAAGACAUGUGGACCUUGACACAGGAACCAACGGCUGGGCUUCACCCCCAAGUGACCUCUUCAAUGUUCGAGGCAAAAACUACUUCACCAAACGCCAAAAAUCCUUCUCCAGUGAAGACUACCUUCUGAAACCUGCCGGCGUAGAUUGGCUCCGCUCCCCAACCAAGCUCGAUAAUGUCCUCUCUCAAUCUAACAAUCGAGUCAUGAACUCGCUUCGCCGAGCUCAAUCCAUCCGAUCCAGUUCUCUCAAGACUUUUCUCUUCGCCGUUAACCUCCAAGUUCCUGGCCGGGAAGCAUACAGUGCCGUCUUCUAUUUUGCCGCCGAAGAGCCGAUCCCUCCUGGUUCGCUUCUCUACCGGUUUAUACAUGGCGAUGAUUCGUUCCGAAAUCAGCGGUUUAAGAUCGUGAAUCGGAUUGUUAAGGGACCGUGGAUCGUGAAGAAAACUGUGGGUAAUUAUUCUGCUUGUUUGCUUGGUAAGGCCUUGACUUGUAACUAUUACAGAGGAGAUAAUUACUUUGAAAUCGACGUGGACGUUGGGAGUUCGGCGAUUGCGACUGCGAUCUUGCGUUUAGCUUUAAGGUAUGUGAACUCUGUUACGAUCGAUAUGGGGUUUUUGGUGGAAGCGCAGACGGAGGAGGAGUUGCCUGAGACAUUGAUCGGAGCAGUGAGAAUUGCUGAGAUGGAGAUGUCAUCAGCAACUUUUGUAGAGUCAUUUCCGACAGCGAUGAUGGCGCAAUCUUCGGUGCCAGUGACGGGGAUGAAGAGGUUAGGGUUGUCAAAGGUCAACAAUGAGAAAGAUGAGAAAUACUGAAAAAGG
Molecule: messenger RNA, 939 nt
Organism: Telopea speciosissima
Lineage: Eukaryota; Viridiplantae; Streptophyta; Magnoliopsida; Proteales; Proteaceae
Product: protein ENHANCED DISEASE RESISTANCE 2-like
Exons: 1
Coding region: 1-933 (310 amino acids)
Source: RefSeq, a predicted model, not a curated record